This is a messenger RNA of Ostreococcus tauri, 783 nucleotides long. RefSeq names its product Cyclophilin-type peptidyl-prolyl cis-trans isomerase, conserved site. Gene Ontology annotation, molecular function: peptidyl-prolyl cis-trans isomerase activity. The record is from RefSeq and is a predicted model, not a curated record. The transcript is spliced from 2 exons. Gene Ontology annotation, biological process: protein peptidyl-prolyl isomerization; protein folding. NCBI's taxonomy places the organism in Eukaryota, Viridiplantae, Chlorophyta, Mamiellophyceae, Mamiellales, Bathycoccaceae. Bases 1 to 783 code for a protein of 260 amino acids.
AUGGGCGCGUCUUCGAGCACGAUGAACCCCGAGGAGGUUCGCGCGCUGGCGCAGACGCCCGUGGCGUACGAGUGUCCGCUCGGGGCGCCCAGAGCGGACACGCCCAAGGUGUACUUUGACAUCCAGCUCGGUCGCGGAUCGUCGGCGACGAAGCUGGGACGGGUGACGAUGGAGCUGCGCGCGGACGUCGCGCCGAAGACGGCGGAAAACUUUCGCGCGCUGUGCGAAAAGCCCGAGGGCGAGGGAUACCUCGGAUCGCGGUUUCAUCGAGUGAUCCCGCAGUUCAUGUGCCAGGGUGGUGAUUUCACGGCGGAUAACGGCACGGGCGGUCGGUCGAUCUACGGACGCACGUUUCCGGAUGAGAAUUUCACGCUCCAGCACCUCGGUCCGGGUAUUUUAUCCAUGGCGAACGCGGGGCCGAACACCAACGGCUCGCAGUUUUUCAUCUGUACCGUGGCGACGCCGUUUUUAAACGGUAAGCACACCGUGUUCGGGCAAGUCAUCGAUGGCAUGAGCGUCGUUCGAGCGAUCGAAUCCGUCGGCAGUCGAGGCGGCGAAACCGCCGCCGACGUCGUCGUCGGCGACUGCGGCGUCGUCUCCGCCAGCGCCCACGGCGUCGCCGCCGGUCGUCGUUCGACGAAACCAUCGGGCGCAUCCACCACCACGCGUCGCGGCGCCGCGUCCAUCGCGAGCGCCGCCGCGCGUCGUCUGAGUUCGCGCGCGAGCGUCCGCGCGUUUCGCGUCGCCGUCGGAUUCGCCUCCAGACGCGUCGCUCUCGCGUAG